AUGGGAGAAAAAGGAGAAAAAGGAGACCAGACCAGUCCGAGUCUGCUCUGCCAGUUCUACCUCCACGAGUACCAUGCAUGGCCGGUUUCCACGUCGGUCAUUGAAUUGUUCGAUUCGUCGUGGUGGAUCUGGCGUGUAGUGGUCCACUACACAUUCUUCACCUCCCCCAACCCCGACAACAAAGGCAUCCCAAGCAUAAACUCCCCCACCGACGCCGCCGAAUCCGCAAAAAUCUGUUUCCCUGCCCUCCAACCUCUUGUGUCUCACCACGACGCCUUCUUAGUGGCAUGUUAUAGCGCCCAUCCAUUGGUGCAAAUGCUCAAGAAUGAAUGUGAGAAACAUAUUACUUCUGCAACCGGCCGCGGAUCGAGGAAAAAAUAUGUCACGGGCAUUUUUGAGGCGAGUUGUCUAGUUAGUUUGGGGUUGGUUGGAAAUGCCAGUAGCUCCUCUUCCUCAUCGAAAACUCUUGAUACCGACUCCAGCGAUACGAACAACCAUGGUUUGGGGUUUGGCAUCGUCUCCACCGGCAAGAUCUGGGAAGAAGCCCUGGGUCGUGCAGUGAACGAAUUUCUAGGUCUAGGACUAGAAAGUGAUUCCACGUCUUUGUCAAAGAGAAGCGGUGGUAGAGGCCGCUUCUACGGCUGCGAAACAACAGGUCUCAACGCGAGCGAACUGCACGAUUUGCCGGCCGAGGAAGUGAGGAGAAAAAUGAUGGAUGCCACGAGGCGGUUGUUGAGGAGGGGCAGAAUCACGGCUUCGAGUUCAGCACUACGCCAGGCUUCAGGAGGUGACGGCAGAAGUAGUGCUGUGAAAGCAAUCUGUCUCGGCUGCGCAGGCAUGGUCGGUCUCGAAUCCGCCGUGCGCGAAGCAUGUCUUGAAGAACUGGGGUCCGAAGAGGCCGGAAACAAUGUGGCUAUCGUCGAUGGGGUCAAGGCUGGCGUGGGGGUUUUGUAUGGGUUGGUUAAGUGUGGGUUUUGA
Messenger RNA from Exophiala dermatitidis NIH/UT8656, 978 nucleotides. RefSeq lists its product as uncharacterized. The transcript is spliced from 2 exons. Bases 1 to 978 code for a protein of 325 amino acids. The record is from RefSeq and is a predicted model, not a curated record. Lineage: Eukaryota; Fungi; Ascomycota; Eurotiomycetes; Chaetothyriales; Herpotrichiellaceae.